This is a messenger RNA of Lasiosphaeria miniovina, 3045 nucleotides long. RefSeq lists its product as uncharacterized. Gene Ontology annotation, molecular function: tRNA-intron lyase activity; nucleic acid binding. The record is from RefSeq and is a predicted model, not a curated record. Gene Ontology annotation, biological process: tRNA-type intron splice site recognition and cleavage; tRNA splicing, via endonucleolytic cleavage and ligation. Lineage: Eukaryota; Fungi; Ascomycota; Sordariomycetes; Sordariales; Lasiosphaeriaceae. Gene Ontology annotation, cellular component: tRNA-intron endonuclease complex. The coding region runs from base 1 to 3045 and encodes 1014 amino acids. The transcript is spliced from 5 exons.
AUGCAAGUGGUCAUGAGGCACGGAGGAAUCGAGUACUUCGAACAGAACAAACAGGCCAACGCGCCCACACUGCCCAACGGCUGGGGUGCUACUCCGAGCCCGCCAGACGAAAAGAAAAUUGAAGCCGGGCUACCGCGCAGCAGACUUUUCUUGCGGCAAUAUCUUUCGGUCCACUACAUGGCCGAGCUCUCGUCGCGAUCGUCGACAAACUGGGUGGAAUAUCCCUCACAAGAUGAAGAGGUUCCCGGGCAUGCAGUCGCCUCUGCCUUGACCAGCGACUCUGCCUUGGCCAGCGACUCUGCCUUGGCCAGCGACUCUGCCUUGGCCAGCGACUCUGCUCCCGCCGGAUCGGUAGCAACUACAGAGCCAUUGGGCACCUCGACCACUAGUGAACCUUCAGCUCCGACCAAGAUUCCACUGUACAAGGUCUAUGCACUUCCUGCGCCGAUUCGGACAUUCCCUCUUCCCGCAUUCUAUCCGAGCAACCCGAUUUCCCUGAUCUACCUCGUGUAUGCCUGGUUGAAGCAAGUCAUCUCGCCUCCAGCCGAGCCUUCCAUCAUCCACGAAGGAUUCUGGGACCCCCACACGCGCUCUGUCCACAUCAACAACUCCGAGUCUAUACGCGCACUAUGGGAGCAGGGCUUCUUUGGAAAAGGAAGCCUAAGUCGAAGCGAACCGAACUGGCUGAAACGCGAGUUGGCGCGACGCGGAUCUCUGGGGGGCAAGACUGUGAGCGAGGAACGUACGGAAUCGAGACGCGAAGAGCGCCGACUCGCGAAGUGGGAGCGGGCAAAGGCGGAGCUGGAAGUCGUUGAGAAGCAGAGGCUUGAAGAAGCGGAGGCACACAGCAAUCUAGCUGAAGAGAAGUCUUUAUCGAAUGGCCAGCUCGAUACUGAAGAAGUGGCUCCACUGUUGAAUGGCGAGCUGAGUAGCCAAGAGGUGACACUCGCGAAUGGCACGCUCAAUAUUCAGGAUGAGGUGGCCUUCGUGAACGGUGAGCUCGAGUCCCAGGAGCUGACGCUCGUGAAUGGCUUGCUUGAUGGGCCACGCUCGUCCUCUGUCCCACAAGUUCCGUCGCUACUUGAAGCACCAACCAAGCCGUCUCGAGAUCCCAUGAAUGGCCAUGUUCAGAGGCUGAAGCCACCCAUCGGCCCAGCCGAACUAUUGGCCCUCCCCAAUUACCUCCCUACAGUCACGCGAGAGGUCGUUACAAAUGGCCAUUCCAAACCCCCGAAUUCCCCAGGUGGCCCAGCAGAUAUCACGGCCCUUCCCAACGCCGUCACACACCCUUCGGAAUAUGUCUUGAGUGCUCAGUCUGGGAGUUCUAAGCUGCCGGUCAGCGCAGCAACAGACCUUGUUCUUCAGGCAAAGAUCGAGGCAGUCCCAUUGAAUAUGACCACAAACGCUGUUCCCGAGAGCCCUAGGCCGCCAGUCGGGCCUGCCGAAUUGCUGGCACUGCCCAACUCGCCUCAAGACCUUGCUCGAUAUACAACAUCCGCUGCCAUCACGGCAUCCACCCUCGUUACGGCAUCCGACCCCGUCACGACAUGCACUCCCGUCACAACAUCCACCCCCGUCACAGCAUCCACCCCCGUCACAACAUCCACCUCCGUCACGACACCAAACCUCGUCCAACCGCCAAUCAUCGAGCCAACACCCACGCAAGACACGAAAGGAAGUUGCCCCUCCAAGGAGCCAAAACCUCCUGUUGGCCCAGCGGAGCUACUGGCCCUCCCCAAUUCCCUCAUUAGGCCCACUCAGAAGCCCAUCGCCAAUGGCCAUUUUGAGACCCCGGGACCUCCAGUCGGCCCCGCAGAAUUGCUCGCCCUUCCCAACUCUUUGGCUGACCUUGUAUCAGUUCCGCCCUUGACUGUGGGUGUGGCGAGUUCCGAUCCAGCCCCGCUUGAUCUGCCCUUUGUCGGUGUCUCAUCUCCACAGAGGGGCCGCCAUACAGAUAGCAAGGCUGUCAGCGACCAUGCCCAACUAAAUGGGGUAUUCAACGGCCUCAAUGGUCAUUUGGGCAAGGCGAGUGCCUUGGAUCAAGACCGAGACGUACUCGUCGAUGCCCAGACCAAUGGUGCCAAAGUGAACGGCGUGACUGAGACAGCCAAUGGCAUAGUUUCUCCUGUGCCGUCUUCGCCUUCCAGUGCGCCGAUAGCCGAGGUCGUCACCCCCCGAAAAGCGCGGCCACUGAAGCGUCAGAAGAGUGUUCGUUUCUCGCCCAAGGUUGAGUCAACAACCUUUCAGCAUUUUGACCCCCCAAGCCCGAAUCGAUUCACUGGAACACCACCGAAAAGCUUAGCAACCCUGAAUGGUGGGGCCAUGGACGCUGUCCCUCCUGCUGUUCCAUCGCCUCCGGCUGCUCCUGCGCCCCCUGCUCCUGUUGUUCCUGCGCCUCUUGCGGAACACGACGAAGCAGUGUCGAGCCUUGAUUUCCCAGUUACCGUGGGAGAACUGCCGAACAGGGAGCAUUUCCAACUUUCUCCCGAGGAAGCGUUCUUUCUGGUGUUUGUGCUCGGUGCCCUCUCUGUUCUUGACCCUGCGACCGGGGCACCAUUCCCCACUGACCAGCUGCUGAGUAUCUUCCGGGCAUACUCGUACUUUCCCCCCAAGGAGAUUAGCUCCGCGUCGGACGCUCUCCAGCCAAGUGACCCCUUCCUUGUGAACUACGUCGUCUAUCACCACUUCCGUUCCCUUGGCUGGGUUCCUCGCCACGGUAUCAAGUUCGGGGUUGACUUCAUUCUCUAUCAGCGCGGGCCUGUGUUUGACCACAGCGAGUUCGGUAUCAUAAUAAUGCCGUCCUUUUCUGACCCGCUUUGGAAGGAGCACGAGCAUGGCGCAGCGACGAAAUCCUGGCCAUGGCUAAUGGGUGUGAACCGAGUGCUGGCUCAUGUUCUCAAGGGACUGGUCCUUGUUUACGUUGAUGUUCCAUCUCCGCCUGUCUUUGACAAGGCCAUCAAGGCUGGCGGCCUUGCCGCCGCUCUCAAGCAAUACACCAUCCGCGAGGUCAUGGUUCGCAGGUUUUCGGCAAACCGCAAUAGAUGA